CUUGUAAAACUAAAACCCCAUUAUUUUUAGAAAAGAAUCCCUUAUUCCUCCACUAUCCGCUAUUAAAAAGGCUGGCAGGAAGCCAGAAACCAGCACUCUCGGAAACAGGGGAAAAGCCCAGAGGGAAGUCUCUUUUGCUCUUCUUUCUGCAGAAGACAAUCAGGGACUGAGCCAAGCAAUGGUGUUGUCGAGACUUCCUCUCUUCCUUGUCCCACUCCUCCUUUUCUCUUUCUUGCAGAGUCCCACUUUUGCAAUCAAAAAGUCUUAUGUGGUAUACAUGGGAGGACAUUCACAUGGUCCGGAGCUUUCAUCGUUGGAUCUGGAUGAAGUUAGACAUUCUCAUUGCGAGUUUCUGGGCUCCUUCUUGGGAAGUUACAAGAAGGCCGAAGACGCCAUUUUCUAUUCGUAUAAAAGACAUAUUAAUGGUUUUGCUGCGACCCUCGAAGAGGAAGAAGCAGCCGAGAUAGCAAAGAACCCAAGAGUUAUUUCUGUUUUCUUGAACGAAGGAAGGAAAUUACAUACAACCCGAUCAUGGGAUUUCCUUGGCCUGCAGGAGAGAGAUAGCUCGAUCUCGUCGGAGUCUAUUUGGAGUAAGGCGAGGUUCGGUGAAGAUACCAUCAUUGGGAACCUUGACACUGGCGUGUGGCCCGAAUCAAAGAGCUUUAGCGAUGAUGGGUAUGGACCCAUUCCACCCAAGUGGAAAGGAUUCUGUCAGCAGAGUGGCACCAACAAGGACGUAGUUCGUUGCAACAGGAAGCUGAUUGGAGCAAGGUACUUCAAUAAAGGCUACGCUUCUGCUGCGGGGACCCUCCUCAAGUCAUCCUUGACUUUGGCCACCGCACGAGACGACGACGGCCACGGGACCCACACCCUUUCUACAGCCGGCGGUAACUUUGUACCCGGUGCCAACGUCCUCGGUUUCGGCAAUGGCACCGCCAAGGGCGGGGCCCCUAGAGCCCGAGUGGCUGCUUACAGGGUCUGCUGGCCUCCCAUCAACGGCAGUGAAUGCUACGAUGCCGACAUCUUAGCUGCCUUCGAUGCUGCCAUCCACGACGGCGUCGAUAUCAUUUCCGUCUCCCUCGGCGGAGCCCCCUCCGACUAUUUCCAGGACGGCAUUUCAAUUGGAGCCUUCCAUGCCGUCAAGAACGGCAUCGUUGUGGUCACCUCUGCUGGCAAUUCAGGACCCGACGCUGGUUCUGUUUCCAACGUUUCCCCAUGGUUGUUCACCGUUGGAGCCAGCACCAUCGAUCGGGAGUUUCCUGUUUACGUUAAACUUGGCAAUAAAGUUCAGCUUAAGGGACAAAGUCUGUCUGCCAGUUCCCUGCCUGCAGCGAAGUACUACCCACUGAUUAGCGGAGCAAAAGCCAAAGCUGCAAAUGCAUCGGCCAAGGAUGCUCUGCUCUGCAAGGCUGGGACUCUGGAUCCUGAGAAGGUGAAGGGUAAGAUAUUGGCCUGCCUCCGAGGCGUCAACGGGAGAGUACAGAAGGGCAUUCAGGCGGCUCUAGCCGGUGCAGUGGGGAUGAUUCUGGCCAACGACGAGAUCAAUGGGAAUGAGAUAAUAGUCGAUACCCACGUCCUUCCUGCUGCUCAUAUCAUAUACAAGGACGGUCUUGAUCUCUUUGCUUACAUCAAUUCUACCAAAUCACCCAUCGCUUACAUCACGCGUCCCGUCACCCAAAUGGCUGUCAAGCCUGCUCCCUUCAUGGCUUCUUUCUCGUCACGUGGUCCUAAUACCAUUACACCCGAAAUUCUCAAGCCCGAUAUCACUGCACCGGGGGUGAGUAUCAUAGCAGCAUACACCCAAGCAACUGGACCAACAGGUGAGAAGAGCGAUGAGCGUCGAGUUCAGUUCAACUCGGAAUCCGGCACAUCGAUGUCCUGUCCCCAUGUUGCCGGCAUCUCUGGCCUUCUCAAAACACUGCACCCCGACUGGAGCCCGUCGGCAAUCAGAUCGGCCAUCAUGACUAGCGCGAGGACUAGAGAUAACAAGAGGGAGCCAAUGCUCAACUCGUCCUACGUCAAGGCGAACCCAUUUGAUUAUGGUGCAGGGCACGUCCGACCAAACCGGGCCAUGGAUCCUGGGUUGGUCUACGACCUUACUGUCAAAGAUUACUUGAAUUUCCUCUGUGCUCUUGGUUACAACGAAACCAAGAUCAAAUCUUUCUGGGAGGAGCCCUACGAAUGCCCCAACCACGUUAGACUCUUGGACUUCAAUUACCCUUCUAUCACUGUGCCUAGACUCUCUGGCCCUACCACAAUCAGUCGAACUGUAAAGAACGUUGGCACCCCAGGAACUUACAAAGCUCGCUUCCGUCCACCACCUGGUAUUUCUGUUUCCGUCGAACCCCUCACCCUCAAAUUCGACAAGCUGGGGGAGGAGAAGAGCUUCAAGCUUACCCUCAAGCUCAAGGCUAAGAAAGCUCCAGCAGCAAGCAACUAUGUAUUCGGGCGGCUCAUAUGGUCGGAUGGAAAUCAUUAUGUUAGGAGUCCAAUUGUGGUCAAGGCCGCAUAGAGGUAGGAAGUUAGGAACUAGGCUCAAGUGGAGUGUUUGGAAGGACGUUCACAUGGAUCUGAAACUUCAUUCAUUAAUAUUCAUCUACUGAAACAAAGAGUAGGGCGAGAUGUGGCUUUCUACAAGUACACAAAACAACUAUACCAUCUACAAGUUGCAAGGAAAACCUUUAGGAGAAAGAAGCAGCAAAGAUCACAAGUUCACAAAUAAUUCUGAAUUCCUGUGUUUUCUAAUUUCACCAUUUCCUUGUUAAUGUCGCACAUUCCAUGGCUAAGUGAAGAUCGUGUCUUUGUCUUUCUA
Molecule: messenger RNA, 2812 nt
Organism: Nelumbo nucifera (sacred lotus)
Lineage: Eukaryota; Viridiplantae; Streptophyta; Magnoliopsida; Proteales; Nelumbonaceae
Product: subtilisin-like protease SBT5.4
Biological process (GO): proteolysis
Molecular function (GO): serine-type endopeptidase activity
Source: RefSeq, a predicted model, not a curated record